Messenger RNA from Hippopotamus amphibius kiboko, 3305 nucleotides. RefSeq names its product piggyBac transposable element derived 1 (gene PGBD1). Lineage: Eukaryota; Metazoa; Chordata; Mammalia; Artiodactyla; Hippopotamidae. The transcript has 8 exons. The record is from RefSeq and is a predicted model, not a curated record. Gene Ontology annotation, molecular function: sequence-specific DNA binding. Bases 707 to 3133 code for a protein of 808 amino acids. Gene Ontology annotation, biological process: regulation of DNA-templated transcription.
UCUGCUUGUACUCCCUCUCCUUUGUUUUCCUCGUAGUCAGCUUUGGGCCACAGUAAUUUCACUCGAGACCCUGUGAGAUCAAAGCAGCCUGUGAGGACUCUAAAGACAGAAACUCAGUUUUGGCUUCAUCAUCUAGUUGGUUUUUAAUUGAAAUGAUCGCAAAAAUGAGGGGAAGGUUAGGCACAUCCCCACGGCCUGGCGGGGGCUGAGCAAACUGAGCGGGGCGGGCCCUGGCAGUGGGGGCCCGCCCGGCGCACCAGAGAGACGUGGCACCGCGUUCCUAGAGAGGCACGGAGCCAGCCAGGCUGCGGUUCGGCUGCCCGCGUGGCUGGAGGAGGAAUCGGCCUCCCGGUCCGGACGGCAGGAAGCUGGACACGCCCGGGCCCUGCGGGACAGUCGGCUGACUCCUCGCGACUGUGGAGGCUGGGCCUCUGCCCUCCGGUGGGGCUUUUCACCGGGUCGACCACAUCUUUGUUGUGCAUGUUCCUUGAACUUUUGGUCUGCUAACCAGGAAUUAGACACUCACUCACCGGGUGCCCGCUAUAUGCCAAGCGCUAGGUGCUGGUGUGCGGUCGCAGUAAGAUGCAUUCUGGGCCCCCGGCAGCUCCCAGCUACCGGCAUCCCAGUACAUCUGCAUGCAUCCGGCAAGACGUCUGCCAGUAUUUGUUGAAUACCAGUGAACCUUUUUCUAGCCUUUAAGGUCAACAUGGAUGAAGCUUUGCCAGGCCCCACUCCUGAAAAUGGAGACAGCCUUGUGAAAGUGAAGGAGGAAGAUCCCACAUGGGAGCAGAUGUGCAGCUCACAGGAGAGCUGCUCCCACAAUCUGGAGGUUUGCCGUCUGCGCUUCCGACAGUUCUGCUACCAGGAGGUAACCAGGCCCCGGGAGGCUCUGGCACAGCUCCGAGAACGUUGCCAUCGAUGGCUGAGGCCAGAGACCCACACCAAGGAGCAGAUCCUGGAGCUGCUGGUGCUAGAACAGUUCCUGACCAUCCUGCCCAAGGAGCUCCAGGCCUGGGUGCAGGCGUAUCCUCUAGAGAGCGGGGAGGACGUAGUGACAGCGCUGGAGAAUCUAGAGAAAGACACAGGAGACUCAGAACAGCAGGCUUCUGUCUACACUCAGGGGCAGGACAUGCACCUACUGGUGACCGAAUAUCAAGGAACCUCCUUGGAGUGUCAAAGCCCCCAGCUCCUGCCUGGGGUAACCACCUUGAAGUGUGAACCCCCAGAGCCCUGCCAAGAGGUCGCCCAAGAAGUGAGUGGGCCUGCUCCCCAGGGACCAGCCCCUCUCCGGGAAGAGAAUCCCAGAGACCAGGCAACAGGACCGGGGUUUAACUCAGCCAGGUCCCAGACAUCAGUGAAGACUGAGAAAGCAGCAGCCCAAGUUCUUGUCCCAGAGGAGUGGCAACAUCUGAGUCUGGUUCAGAGGAACCUCUAUGGAAACUCAGCUCAGGAGAAAGUUACAAACCUCAGUCUGACGGAUGAAGAGGUUGUAACUAAAGAUGAAUUGUUUACUGCCAAGCAAGAAACUUCUGAAGAAAUGGAACAACAUGCUGAGGUCUCAGGAAUACCCAACAGAGAUUGUGUACCCCAGGCCCCUUGUAGUACCCCUGUUCCUGCUGAAAGGACAGUUUCACAUUUGAACACUCUGAAGGACCGUCACCCGGGUGACUUGUGGGCUCGGAUGCACAUCUCAUCCCUGGAAUAUGCUGCAGGAGACAUUACCCGAAAAGGGAGAAAAAAGGACAGAGCUCGAGUGAGUGAGCUGCUCCAAGGCCUCACAUUUUCUGGUGAUUCAGAUGUGGAAGAAGAUAACGAGCCUGAGACCCAGCCUGCUCCAAAAAGGCUGAAGGCAUCAAGUGUCCCAGAGAAGAACUGGACCAAAAGAGACAUUAAACCUAAGUUUCCAAGCUGGUCAGCACUGGAUUCUGGAUUUUUGAAUCUCAAGAGUGAAAAGUUGAACCCAGUGGAGCUCUUUGAGUUAUUUUUUGAUGAUGAAACAUUCAACUUAAUUGUUAGUGAAACUAAUAAUUAUGCUUCUCAGAAAAAUGUCAACUUGGAAGUCACAGUUCAGGAGAUGAGGUGUGUGCUUGGUGUCCUGCUUUUGAGUGGCCUCGUGAGGCGUCCGAAGAGGGGAAUGUAUUGGGAAAUGUCUGAUGCCGAUCAGAACCUGGUUAGAGAUGCAAUCAGAAGGGACAGAUUUGAAUUGAUUUUCUCAUACCUGCAUUUUGCAGAUAAUAGCCACCUAGAUCAAAACGAUAAGUUUACAAAAUUGAGGCCUCUCAUAAAGCAAAUGAAUAAAAAUUUUCUCCUGUAUGCUCCCCUUGAAGAAUACUAUUGUUUUGAUAAGACAAUGUGUGAGUGCUUUGAUAGUGACCAGUUCCUAAAUGGGAAACCUAUUAGAAUUGGCUAUAAAAUUUGGUGUGGUACAACCACACAGGGUUAUCUGGUUUGGUUUGAGCCCUAUCAAGAAGAAUCUACUAUGAUGGCAGGUAAGGAUCUUGAUCUUGGUUUAGGUGGAAAUCUAGUGAUGAAUUUUGCAGAUGUUCUUUUAGAAAGAGGUCAAUAUCCCUAUCACCUGUGUUUUGAUAGCUUCUUUACAAGUAUCAAAUUGAUGUCAGCCUUGAAGAAGAAAGGGGUGAGAGCAACAGGAACAAUUCAUGAGAACAGGACUGAAAAAUGUCCCCUGAUGAGUGCAGAACAUAUGAAAAAAAUGCAGAAGGGGUAUUUUGAUUUCCAAGUAGAAGAAAAUGAUGAGAUAAUUUUGUGUCGUUGGCACGGUGAUAGUAUUGUCAGUCUGUGCUCCAAUGCUGUUGGCAUAGAGCCAGUCAAUGAGAUAUGUUGUUUUGCCGAUGACAAGGAGAUCCCUCACAUAAGUCAACCAUCCAUAGUGAAACUGUAUGUUGAAUGCAGGGAAGGCAUAGCUAAAAUGGAACAGAUCAUUUCCAAAUAUAGGGUGAGAAUAAGAAGCAAGAAAUGGUACUCAGUUUUGGUGAGCUACAUGAUUGAUGUAGCCAUGAGCAAUGCAUGGCAGCUACACAGAGCCUGUAACCCAGGUGCCUCUCUAGACCUUGGGGAUUUUCGGAGAUAUGUUGCCCAUUUCUACCUGGAGCAUAAAGCAAAUGUGUCAGAUUAAGGCAGUUUGUAAAACAGACACAAUGCAGACAUUAGUAAGACAGAAAAAUCACAACUACACAUCAGAUUGUACCCAAAGCAAACCUGAUGCAUGUAUACAAUGAAAUUAUUAAUUUACAUAAAAUUUUUUAAAGAAAUAUUAGUUGAGUUUCAAAAGCUGUUAUAACAAGUAA